Molecule: messenger RNA, 2314 nt
Organism: Scophthalmus maximus (turbot)
Lineage: Eukaryota; Metazoa; Chordata; Actinopteri; Pleuronectiformes; Scophthalmidae
Gene: txk
Product: TXK tyrosine kinase
Exons: 16
Coding region: 651-2192 (513 amino acids)
Biological process (GO): B cell receptor signaling pathway; adaptive immune response; peptidyl-tyrosine autophosphorylation
Molecular function (GO): non-membrane spanning protein tyrosine kinase activity; ATP binding; protein binding
Source: RefSeq, a predicted model, not a curated record
GAAGGAGACAGGAGAGGAAACGUUGCAGCUCCUUUCCUAAGCACUAAUCUGAACAGAUCUUAUCAUGGAUGAUGAUGUGACAAUUCGACCGCACCCGGCACAAGAGGCCAGGUCGGCAGGACGAACCGGAAAGUCACAGCGUUUCCAUCACACAACACAAACUGACGUCCGGACGCGACUUUAAAGAAAAGUCUGAAGAAAAAGAGAUUCUGGGUCAUCGUCACAAAACAGUAGAAGAGUUUUUGUAUCAUGGCAUCCACAGUGUGUGUGUUUGUGUUCUCGGAGACGGAUGCUUUGUGGUUUCACUCACAUCAUUCUUUCACUUCCUCUCCAUCUCUCUGUGAUUAACUCUCUUUCAGAGACUAGACUCAUGUUGAAGAUCUGUUUCUGUUUCACAUUUGAAACUUUGUCCUGGAGCGUAAAGCAGCGAGGAGCGGCCCAAAUAGAAUCACCACCUUUCUGCUUUAUCUUCUUCUUCUUCCUGCUCUUUCAUCUUCUAUUCUUCACCUUCUCUACUUCCUCCACCCACCGCUACCUCUCUCUCCCUCCCUCCAUCUCUGAUCUCUUUCACCUCUGACAUCACAUCGAUGCAACCAAAAGAAGCGGAGCUUAAGACGAGAUAGAAGAAGAAGAACGAGGAGGAGGAGAAGAUGAUUCAUUCAAAUCACUCCAUCUACUCGGUGUUCUGCUGCUGCUGCUGUGCGAUGCAGACCAGGGAGAUCAGCACCCGCACGGAGCUGGAGGGACGAACGACGCUGUGUUUCCAGGGCAGACGGGACCCGGGACGCGCUGGACGGGUCGACAGGUCGAGGAGGAAGCUCCCCCUCCCUCCCCCCGAGGAUGGGGACGGCGAAGGCGAGGGGCUGCUGUGGGUCGUCGCCAUGUACGACUUCAAAGCCAAGGAGGACUCGGACCUCACGCUCAAACAGGGGGAGGAGUACGUCAUCCUCCACAAACAGGACCAGCUGUGGUGGCGAGCGCAGGACAAACACGGGAACAAAGGCUUCAUCCCCAGUAACUACGUGACAGAGAAGAACCGAAUCGAAGCAAACUCGUGGUACUGCAAGAACAUCACCAGGACAGAAGCCGAGCAGCUGCUGAGACAGGAGGACAAAGAGGGCGGGUUCGUGGUGCGGGAGUCCAGUCAGAAGGGAAUGUACACCGUGUCCGUUUACACCAAGACAUUAAGCGUCAGCGGAGAGGUGAGACAUUACCAGAUCAAAGUCAGUGACACGGGACAAUUCUUCCUGGCUGAAAAAUACACCUUCAGCUCCAUACCCGAUGUCAUACACUACCAUGAACACAACGCAGCAGGUCUAGUGACCAGGUUGCGAUAUGCAGUGGGGCCAAUGGGAAGGUGUGUACCUGCCACAGCAGGAUUCAGCUCAGAGAAGUGGGAGAUCAACCCCUGCGAGCUGACCUUCAUGAAGGAGCUGGGCAGCGGCCAGUUCGGUCUGGUUCGGCUCGGCAAGUGGAGGGCUCAGCACAAAGUGGCCAUCAAGGCCAUCAGAGAGGGCGCCAUGUACGAGGAGGACUUCAUCGAGGAGGCCAAGGUCAUGAUGAGACUGUGCCACCCCAAACUGGUGCAGCUGUACGGCGUCUGUUUGCAGCAGCGCCCCCUGCUGAUCGUGGCCGAGUUCAUGGAGAACGGCUGCCUGCUGAACUUCCUGCGGCAGCUUAGCGGCGACGUGAAGGAGGCCUGGCUGCUGUCCAUGUGCCAGGACAUCUGCGAGGGGAUGGAGUACCUGGAGACGCACAGUUUCAUCCACAGAGACCUGGCUGCCAGGAACUGUCUGGUCAAUGAGCACAACGUGGUGAAGGUCUGUGACUUUGGAAUGACCAGGUACGUCCUGGACAACCAGUACACCAGCUCCAGCGGUUCCAAGUUCCCCGUUAAGUGGUCUCCUCCCGAAGUCCUGCACUUCACUAAAUACAGCAGCAAGUCUGACGUCUGGUCCUUCGGUGUGGUGAUGUGGGAGAUCUACUCCGGUGGCCGGACUCCGUUCGAAAACCGCUCCAACCUGGAGGUGGUCAACGACAUCACCAGAGGGAUCCGGCUGUACCGGCCGCACCGAGCCUCGCAGCCGCUGUACGCCAUCAUGUACCGCUGCUGGCACGAGAAGCCUCAGGGUCGGCCGCCGUUCUCUGAGCUGCUGGAGGAAAUCAGAAAAAUGGCCGAAAAUUCUGAUUAACGCACACACACACCAAACGAAGCUGAAUUUCUGAAACCUUAUUUGUUACUGUUCUCAUCAAUGUUCACUGUGUUUUCUCAAUGUAAAUAACAAGUUGUUGCAUUAAAGUAUUUUCAGAUAAA